This is a messenger RNA of Camponotus floridanus (Florida carpenter ant), 1244 nucleotides long. RefSeq names its product tRNA pseudouridine synthase-like 1. Bases 294 to 1211 code for a protein of 305 amino acids. NCBI's taxonomy places the organism in Eukaryota, Metazoa, Arthropoda, Insecta, Hymenoptera, Formicidae. Gene Ontology annotation, molecular function: RNA binding; pseudouridine synthase activity. The transcript has 6 exons. The record is from RefSeq and is a predicted model, not a curated record. Gene Ontology annotation, biological process: tRNA pseudouridine synthesis.
UAUAAACGCACAUGGCUAUCGAGCUGAUGAGAUUUGAAUUCUGUUAAAAAUCUUUAAAUUUGUAUAUAGGAACAAUGAUUUACAAUAUUGAUGAAUAUUGAAGCAAUAUCGCGCAAUAAAUUCUCAAAGGAAAAUGUCUCUUAAGGAACAGAAAUUCAAAUCUACUUGACGUAUCAUUGCAAGGCAAGGUUGUGGACUUGUUGAAUGAUUGUUGCUAGAAUUAUAAGCUUUAUUGUCAUCGUAAUUACUAUACGAUAAGACAUUAUUGCUCUCACUUUUGUAAAAAGGCAAUUAUGGUACGAUACUUGCUUAAAUUUUCGUACAUUGGUACACAAUACAGAGGUUUGCAGAAACAAAUUGGCAACGAUUUUGUACGGGACACAGAUUCUAUUCAAGGUGCUUUGGAAACUGCGUUAUUAACCAUCUCGCCAAAGAGUCUAAUCAGGCCGUUUAUAAUUCUUUCCAGCAGAACAGAUGCUGGAGUUCAUGCUUUAUGCAACACAGGGCAUGUGGAACUUGAAAACAAAUAUGGUCAAAUAUAUGAUACAUCAAGAAUAAAACAAUAUGUUAAUCGUUAUUUUACCAAGUGUGGUCAUAACAUCAGAUUGCUGGAGUGUAUACCUAUUACACAGGAUUUUCACGCAAGAUAUUGUGUGAAAUCUCGAACUUAUAUAUAUAGAUUUAUGAUACCUAAAGUAGAUGAGGAACAUCGGAUACCCCUUGUGGAAGGGAUACAUACUUUUCAUUUGAGAACAUACAAUUUUGAUAUAGAUAGAACGAAACGUGGUACAAAAUUGUUUAUGGGAAUAAAAGACUUUACUACAUUUAGCGCGAAAGAUGAAGGGAAGCGUAAUAUUCGAUAUGUACGUUCCUUACAUUCUUUCACUUUGGAAGAGACACAGCCUUUAAUGCCAUUUGAUCCACUGUCCAAACAUUUUACAUACUGGAAUUUUAUAUGUAGUGCAAGAUCUUUCUUAUAUAAUCAAAUCAGACGUAUGGUUGGCGCUUUAUUUGCAUUAGGAUUAGGAAAAAUAACAGAGAAAGAUAUCAUUGUAAUGUUACAAGUUCCUUCUCAUUAUAACUGGAAUCCUCAUGCUACAUGUGCACCACCACAUGGCUUACAUCUAUUGAAUGUAGAAUAUGAUCCAGAUCAAUUAAGACAUUGUACUAUAUUAAAAGAACAAAAAGAAAAACUGCAGUUGAAAGAAUAAAAAAAAAAUAAUUGUUUCAGACACUAUUAGAAU